AUGCGAGUGUCGAUGUUAUUGAGUGCACUGAUUGCACUAGCCAGUGCCGAACCAUCGCUGUAUUUUAAAGAGCAGUUUGACGAUGGGGGUGAGUUCCAUUCAUUUCGUGUAGGCUGCCGUUAUUGCCAGAGUCGUCUGGCUAUUGCGAACUAGCCUGGCAGCUAGCUGGCAAUAUUUUAGUUAACUCCGUGAGCUAAUCUAACAAUGAUGAAGCAACAAUGCAUGUCUAGUUUGCAUUUUAGCCACACCGAGUCACUUGCAAAAAUGGCUAGUUAAAUGUGACUACCUAGCCAACUGAUGACGCUAGCCUAAUUCUUAAAUGAACCUUUAGCUACAUUGGUAUUAUUCAACCAUGCCAAUGUUGUGGCCUUUGUUGCUAGUACUUGAUUCUGUUUUUGCUAUCAGAUGCUUGGAAUACCCGGUGGGUUGAAUCCAGCCAUAGGUCUGACUAUGGGAAAUUUGUCCUGACAGCUGGGAAAUUCUAUGGAGAUCCAGAGAAAGACAAAGGUAGCUAUCGUGUCAUGAACCUGAGGCUUCACGCAGUUUAAUAAAAAAAUCUGCACGCUAAAGAUAAGCUUGUUCAAUAUUUUUAUUCUGCUAAAGUUAUGACGGACCAUGUGAUGAAAUAUCUGCUCAGUCAGUUUUGUGACCCCACCAUUGUUCUGAGAAUUUCAGAAUCAGUCUGUCUCUUACACAUUUCUGCUUAUCUUCUCCACCGUGGAGCAGGAGACAACUCUGAAGUUGAAGCAGUCCAAAACAUAUCUUAUUCCCCUCAGGUCUCCAGACCAGCCAGGAUGCCCGCUUCUAUUCUUCUUCUGCCCGAUUUGAGCCCUUCAGCAACCAGGGCAAGACCCUGGUGAUCCAGUUCACUGUGAAGCAUGAGCAGAAUAUCGACUGUGGAGGAGGCUACAUCAAACUCUUCCCCGCUGACCUCGACCAGGCAGACAUGCAUGGAGACUCCAACUACAACAUCAUGUUUGGUAAAGUCCACCAUUACCAAUGAGAUAAUGAUGGUACUAGCAUAUGAUUGAUAACCACUUUCUCUUCGUUGUUACCGUACCCUCAUUCAACAAUUAGAUAAAUGGUUGUAUAUUUCAUUUGUAUCGCUAAUCAUAGUGUUUUACCCAUCUCCAGGUCCAGACAUCUGUGGCCCAGGCACCAAGAAAGUUCAUGUCAUUAUCAACUACAAGGGCAAGAAUCACCUCAUCAGCAAGGACGUCAGAUGCAAGGUACAGCAUAUGUCACAAAUGAGCUUUUCCCGACAUGUGAUGUCCUCAUCGGGUGGAUCAAAUCAAUCUUCUUUUUUUUGUUUUCCAGGAUGAUGAGUACACUCAUCUGUACACUCUGAUCCUGAAUCCUGACAACACGUACGAGGUGAAGAUUGACAACAAGAAGGUGGAGUCUGGAAGUCUGGAGGAGGACUGGGAUAUUCUGCCUCCUAAGAAGUUCAAGGACCCAGAGGCCGUGAAGCCAGACGACUGGGACGAGAGGGAGAGGGUGGAGGACCCGGAUGAUAAGAAACCAGAGGUGGGUAGAUACCGGUAGACACCUUGUCUGUCUAGACCCAUGGCUGUUUCUGCAUUCAAAAAUGCUACGCUAGCAAGCCACAUUAUUGUAUUGGCAGGACAAUGGCAGAAACAGACUGGCUGACCAGGUAUCUAGCCAGCUACUCUGAUGCAAAAGCAAUCCCUUUUGUUGAUCUUUUAUGAGUAGAAUGUCUUUCAUGAUUUUGCUUUGUUAAUGUGUGGUAAAUGAUUCAAUGUUGUCAUUUGUCAGGACUGGGAUAGGCCAGAGAACAUUGCUGACCCUGACGCUAAGAAGCCUGAGGAUUGGGACGAUGAGAUGGACGGUGAAUGGGAGCCACCCAUGGUCUCCAACCCUGACUAUAAGGCAAGCAGUCAGACACUUCAUAACUGGGGGCUACAGUGUUUUCCUGGCCCUACUCCCUUGGCAGGACCACAUUUAGUUUUUUUAUUAUGUGACAUAGAGUAUGACAGUCGUUUUCUCUAUUGCUGCUUCAGUCAUAUGAACAGCUGUUUCAUUGAUUUGUUUGCCUUCGCAGGGCGAAUGGAAACCCAGCAAGAUCGAUAACCCUGACUACAAGGGCAAAUGGGUGCAUCCUGAUAUUGACAAUCCAGAAUACAGCGGAGACUCUGAAAUCUACAGAUUCGACAGCAUCGGCGUCAUUGGCCUGGACCUGUGGCAGGUACUGUGGAGGACCUUAUUCAGUCGUUUCAAUACCUUAAUUAUUGAUAAGUAAUGUUAAAGAGUGGAAUCUUAUUGAAAAGGAUUCCGUUUGUGAUCAUUAGUUUAAAAGGCUCUAUCUUUCCAUUUAAUUGAAAGAGAAAAUGCGUCCCUGAAAUAAUAUUUUUGGCCAGAAAUAUUUGGACUAAUUCAGACGUGUUCAUUGCUGUCACAGGUGAAAUCUGGGACCAUCUUUGAUAACUUCCUGAUCACAGACGACGCUACGCUGGCAGAAGAGGUUGGCAAUGAGACCUGGGGUCAGACUAAGGUCAGUGGUACUCACCUCUCAGGUUCAAACUUUAAUACAUACCCACUGGGCACAGACGUCAAUUCAACGUCUAUUCCACAUUGGUUCAAUGUAAUUCAUUAAAAUGACGUGGGCACAGACGUUAAUUCAACGUCUAUUCCACGUUGGUUCAAUGUAAUUCAUUAAAAUGACGUGGAAACAACGUUGAUUUCAGAUCCUUAUGAAGACAUAUUUGCAACGUUGCCUAACAGCACACUACAAACUGUAAAAAUGCUAAUUCCUGUGGUUUGUUAAAAUGGCUGUCUCUCUGUUUCAUGUUCUAUAGGAUCCAGAGAAAAAGAUGAAGGAGUCCCAGGAGGAACAGGAGAGGAAGAAACUAGAGGCGGAAGAGAUGGGGAGGAAAGAAGAGAAGGAGGAAGAGUUAGAGGACCGUGAGGAGGAAGAGGAGACUGGAGCAGAGGAAGAAGAGGAGGAAACAGACUCUAUAAAGGAUGAACUUUAG
Molecule: messenger RNA, 2993 nt
Organism: Coregonus sp. 'balchen'
Lineage: Eukaryota; Metazoa; Chordata; Actinopteri; Salmoniformes; Salmonidae
Source: the annotation of a GenBank genome assembly